This is a messenger RNA of Caenorhabditis elegans, 420 nucleotides long. It is a transcript of the gene dod-3, whose product is annotated as Downstream Of DAF-16 (regulated by DAF-16). Lineage: Eukaryota; Metazoa; Nematoda; Chromadorea; Rhabditida; Rhabditidae. The record is from RefSeq and is marked reviewed. Bases 19 to 339 code for a protein of 106 amino acids. The transcript has 2 exons.
UAAUCAGUUUUGAUCAACAUGCCCAGCCAACAGUCUAUCGAUAUUGAAAGUGCUCCGAUUGUUACGCCACCACCGUAUAUGGACCCAGCUAAUGCGCAGGCCAAGAAGAAGUGGGCCCGGGUCCGACAGGAGUCCUGCUCUCAGAUGAAGCCAUGUGCAUAUUGUGGAGCUGCGCCAGAAGCCCAAAAAGCCAUGUUCCCGAAUGAGCCGGUGUUCAUGUGGCCCGCCCAACGUCCGACCAACUAUAUCCACCAGGAUUCGAAACAAUUCAUCGGAUACGUCCUCCUUAUUGCUGUUGUCAUUUUCUUGCUUUUCGCAGCGUGCAAGUACUUGCCAUGAAUGUGUAAAAAAUUUUAGUGUAUUGGUGCUUGUUACUAUUUUCUUGUAUAUAAAUGUUCUAGUAAAUUUGUUUUUUGAAAU